Molecule: messenger RNA, 846 nt
Organism: Trypanosoma grayi
Lineage: Eukaryota; Euglenozoa; Kinetoplastea; Trypanosomatida; Trypanosomatidae
Exons: 1
Coding region: 1-846 (281 amino acids)
Molecular function (GO): metal ion binding
Source: RefSeq, a predicted model, not a curated record
AUGGACAUGUCAAGUGAAGCGUCUGAUUUUGAAAGGUUCCUUUCUGCCUUUUUCCCUUCUCACAACGGCUCCUUCACAAGUGCGGCGGCUGUUUGCGCACUCGCAGAGUACACAGGCGUCUCAGAGUGGGAAGCUUCAAAGGUGAUGGAUAUGCGGCAGCAUCAGCACUCCAUGGGUCAGAUGCACAUGUACGCGGCGCGGUUGGUGGGAACGGGUCGGACGCCGAGUGAAGAGCGGCGCCGCAUGACGGUGAUGCUGCCAGCAAGUGGAACCGCGUCCCACAUUGGCAAGUCCGUGUGGGGUGGGGAUGACUCCCCCAGUCCAUCCCCCGUUGCCCCGGGGGCAGAGCAGAGGCGAAAAAUAUGCAAACAGUACCGAGAAAGCGGCGCAUGCACAUUCGGCUCGCGCUGCCUCUAUCAUCACGCGAAGCCCCUUGCAGUGUGCCGGCCAGAGCCGCACCUGACAAAAGCGCCGCGCGCCUUUUCGUUGGGGAUCAUGGGCCGCUGCAUGGAAGACAUGCAGCACCUGGUGAUAUCUAACAGAAGUCCAGAGCGGAGCUCGAAGGGAGAUAAACGAGAGAUGCUUGGCGUGCUGCCGUCAUCUACAAACAAUUACUGUUCGCCGGUGAAAUCACCAAAAGAGUCUUUAAAAAGCGGCACAGGGCAGUUGCAACAACAACAACAACUGUCGCCUCCACUGGUGAGGGCGCAAAACACAGCUGUAAGCCCAGCCUUUUCGGCGAUGGGCGGCAUUGUAAUGGUGCCGCUCUCUCUUCCCAAUGGAGAAUUCUACGGGUACGCCCCUCUUCCUCUACACACGUCACAGGCGCAAAUAUCUCACCCCUAA